Molecule: messenger RNA, 2680 nt
Organism: Mastomys coucha (southern multimammate mouse)
Lineage: Eukaryota; Metazoa; Chordata; Mammalia; Rodentia; Muridae
Gene: Tmem252
Product: transmembrane protein 252
Exons: 2
Coding region: 144-854 (236 amino acids)
Source: RefSeq, a predicted model, not a curated record
UCUCCUCCAGGACCUAGGAGCAGCGGAGGUCCCACCCACCAACCGAGAACACACUGGCUACGUGCAACCUCCCCUUCCUGGAGGACACAAUGUUACGUUUCUAGGUUCCCCCUGGAGGAUAUUACAGUAACUUUCAGUGGUUAAUGAAUAGCUUCCCGUUGCCUGCUCCAUUUAAUUGUUCAAAGGCCAUUUGUUCCUGUGUAGAAGGCUGUGACCUGACUAGUGAGUGUUCUUCCCACAGCAGGCCUGGAAGCAGAGGAGUGGCAGGGUCAGACGGGCUCCAAAGAAGAAGGAUGCAGAACAGGACUGGGCUGAUCCUGUGUGCCCUCUCCCUCCUCACCGGCUUCUUGAUGAUUUGCUUGGGGGGCUUUUUCAUCUCCAACUCCCUCGUCCUCUCCCAGAAGAAUCUAGUGGCGGCCUAUGUGCUUCUGCCCAUGGGGUUUGUGAUCCUUCUGAGUGGAAUUUUUUGGGGCACCUACCGCCAAGCAAAUGAAAACAAAGAGAUGUUCAACCAUGUGCUCAGACAGCACCUUGCUUUCCAGGACCUGCCCCUGGCCACUGUAGACAGGCCUGACUUUUACCCCCCGGCUUAUGAGGAGAGCCUGGAUGUUGAGAAACAGGCCUGCCCUGCAGGCAGAGGGCUCCUAGGAUUCCCUCCUCCUCUGUAUACAGAGACAAGCCUUGAACUUGGAGACCUUGAAGAUGAAAGUGACCGGCAACCAGAGGACCCGCCACCCUACCGGGAGAUCAUAGCAGGUGCAGAGGCUACAGCGAAGGCACAGAAUGCUGAGGAGCCAAGCACAGCGCUAAAGACAGGGACUGGUCUCCAGCUCUCAGAACUCAUCAGCUGCUGAGAAGAGAGGCUAGCCAGGAACUGGGAAGUUGCUCUGCCACCCCGCACUGGAGCUAGGCCACCGUGGGUUCCAGGGACUCAAGUUUAGCCUUUCAAGGGCAGCAUGAGGUCCAAGAAGGGGGUAGGAAGUGGUGCAGAAAAUUCCCACAAAGCCCAACCUAGAUGAACCUUAGAUCGCAGAGAAGGCGCCUUCGAUCGCCUUCCUAACCUCAUCACUUCAGCCCAAGCCUGGGGUACACUUGCUGCGGGUGGGACGGCCGUGCCCUUCACACGCUGUAUCCAAAGAACCAAAGGAAAGGAUGCCUGGGAGGCAGCCCUGUGUCACCCCACUGGCUGUGCUCCCUGAGUGACACCAUGGCUCACACACACCAAGGGAGAUGUCCUUGGAACCUAGGAGUGUUAUUUUGUAUCAUUGUGUUUUAAUUACGUGUGUGUGUGUGUGUGUGUUUUUUUUCUAUACAAAAGAAAGAGACUGUAAUAUUUGCUUUCAAAUGGUUCAAACACAACAUGUUGAGUUAUUUCUUAAAGAGGUCUUUAUACAAGCACACAGGAGUUCUUAUAGAUUCAAGUUGACUAGGUAUAAUACUUAAUUUGUGAUACAGAGAACCAAGGGUGAUGUUAAUACACAUCUUGCUACAAAUCUUGUGAAGUUAAAAAAAAUGUUUAUAUGUAGUUUUUCAAAUUUUUUCCUGCCAAAUUCAGAAUAUAAGCGAUUAAAACCUGUAAGGCCGUAUCUCUAUUACCAGGAUGGUUUUUUUGUGUCUCUAGAUAGAGAACUAGACUUCUAGACUUAACCCAGUGGUCCCUCCUUGGUUUCAUUUUCUUCAUGGGAGUUUUCAAAAUCAGAGAACAUGUUGGUGGAAGGAUGCUGGCAGGUCACUCAGGAUGAGACUGUCUGUGAAGUGUCUGGGUUGACAUCUAACAGUUAUGGCUUGCCUUUCAAGUAGCAGGUCCAACUAACCCUCCCAUGCAUGUUAUUUAUUUAAGUCCCACUCCAUCUCUACAAGGUGAGGGCUAUGCCCAUUCCUUUUUCCCCAAUAUAUCAACUGAGGCUUCAAGACUCAGGAAAUGUGUUCAAUAAAACAGUGGCCUGAAGGGAAGUGAAGAACCCCAAGGAUGCGAGGGAAGUUACUUACUUCGUACUUAGGCUAGCUGUGUCUUUCUUUUGUCCCUUCAGGAUGCAGCUUACAUUGCUGUCUCCAUUGCAUAAGUGAUUCCCUAACAGAAAGAGAUGUUCUGGGUCACCACAAUAUCUUCCGCCCUUGAAGGAGAAAGCUUGGUGGCUUUCGGUUUAUUGGGCUUCUUAUUUACAAUAUGUCAGCCUUGCUUCUACUUGUGAGCUGGGCCCUCGUAGUACAGUUUUCCUACAGCUUACUGAUAGCCACAAUGACAGGCACAAGUGAAGAAAGAGAGUCAACUGGCUGUCCAGGUUUUCCGAAUCCCAGUUCGUGCUGAGUACACAGGUUGUGAACGUCCUGAUCAACACACGAUGCCACAUGAGCAAAGCCCAAGUCCCUGAUGCAUCCUUAUGAAUCUUUGCUUUGCAUCCAUGACAAUGAGAGAAUGGCUAGGUAGGAAGGCCACUGGUGGCUAAAGAGAUCAUUUAUUAGCAGUGAAAUUCAUUACUCCUUUCUUGUCAUUUUGUUUUCAUCCCUCUGCAGGGCAAUUUCCCGUAUGGGUCUGAUUGACCAGCAUUACUGGACUUCUAACCAGAUUCAUACGCAGAAUAGAUGGUUUUUGUACAGCUGGGGGUGACUGAAACAAAUUUUCAACUCGGUUUGCAUAAAUUGCGUUAGUCUCUCUAAGGCAAUAAAUUUUGUAUUCAGA